GGGUAGAAUCCUGAAACGCAAGAAAGUGUGUGUAUAUAUAAGCUAAUAGAGCGAGAGAUAGUGAAUCAAAAGUAGCUAGGGUUUUAGCAGUCAUUCAUCCAUCCAUCCAUAAAGAGGGGUUUAGAAAAUUCCCAAAUCGCUCUCUCUCUCUGAUCCCUAACAACCACCAACAAUGGCGACUAUGGUUCCUCCAAUUCCUACCUCCGAUGAAAAGAAGAAUCACGAUGUCAAAGUUGAUUACUCCAAUCUUCCUUGUCCCAUUCCCUUCGAAGAACUCCACCGCGAAGCUAUGAUGUCUUUGAAACCUGAACUUUUCGAGGGUUGUCGUUUUGAUUUUACCAAAAUGCUUAAUCAUAAAUUCUCUCUCAAUCACAGCGUGUCGAUGGGACCUAUUGAGAUUCCUUCUCAAUCCGCCGAGGUUAUUAAGAUUCCAACUUCUAACUAUGAGUUUGGUGCUACUUUCAUCGAUCAUCCUCGGUUGGUGCUCCUUGGGAGAUUAUUGACUGAUGGAAGGUUAACUGCAAGACUCAAGUAUGACAUGCUUGAGAAUCUCACUUUGAAAGCCAAUGCUCAGCUAACAAGUGAGCCACAUAUGUCGCAAGGGAUGAUGAACCUUGAUUACAAGGGUAAGGAUUUUAGGACACAGUUUCAAUUGGGGAAUGGAGCCUUGCUAGGAGCAAGUUAUAUUCAGAGUGUGACAAAUCAUUUAUCGUUGGGAGGGGAGGUCUUUUGGGCUGGUCAGCAUCGGAAGUCUGGUGUAGGUUAUGCUGCUCGCUACAACACCGAUAAAAUGGUUGCCACGGGACAAGUUGCUAGCACUGGAAUGGUUCUUUUAAGCUAUGUUCAAAAGGUUUCUGAGAAGGUUUCUCUAGCUACUGAUUUAAUGUGUAACUACUUGUCGAGAGACGUUACUGCUAGCUUUGGUUAUGACUACAUCCUUCGACAGUGCCGCCUUAGAGGAAAGGUUGAUUCCAAUGGUGUCUGCGCUGCUUAUUUGGAGGAGCGGUUAAACAUGGGUCUGAAUUUCAUUCUUUCUGCAGAGCUUGAUCACAAGAAAAAAGACUACAAAUUUGGAUUUGGUUUGACUGUUGGAGAAUAAAUUAGAGCUGGACUAGAUCUCUAUCUCCAUUUCUUUAGCCUAGCAAGUUUUCUUGCUUCUUUUGACUUGUUGGCGAUUUUUCUUUUUGAUAAGAAGAAAACAAAGGAGGAAUAUAUCAUUUGUGUCGACAAAUGUCAUUUAUUAUCCACAAGUUGGCCUAAAAGUACUUCAAAUUUAUUUAGAACUCUUGCCCUGUUUUCCCUUGAGAGGGAUGUAGAGUGAUAAUAGCUGAUCAAUGCAUAUUUUGAUAUUCAAUUUCAACAUGCUGAUAAUGUUUUUCUCUGA
Messenger RNA from Trifolium pratense (red clover), 1384 nucleotides. RefSeq names its product mitochondrial import receptor subunit TOM40-1-like. Gene Ontology annotation, molecular function: transmembrane protein transporter activity. Gene Ontology annotation, biological process: protein import into mitochondrial matrix. The transcript has 11 exons. Gene Ontology annotation, cellular component: mitochondrial outer membrane; mitochondrial outer membrane translocase complex. Bases 173 to 1099 code for a protein of 308 amino acids. NCBI's taxonomy places the organism in Eukaryota, Viridiplantae, Streptophyta, Magnoliopsida, Fabales, Fabaceae. The record is from RefSeq and is a predicted model, not a curated record.